AUGGCACUCUUAAGAAUCUUUUUAAACUCUGACUGGACCUCGGUAGCGCUAACUUUGAUCGCCGUCUACAUUUCAUUCUACUACUACAAAUAUUUCUCGAGAAAGAAUAAAGUACCUGGACCUUUGCCAUUGCCAUUAAUUGGAAACUUGCUGGAUGCAGCAAAAUUUGGUCUUAAUAAUGCUCCAGAAUGGGCUUUUGCAUUAAGCCAACGUUACGGCGAAAUUUAUGAAAUUUACCUUGGUUCGCAGAAAGUUGUUGUGAUCAGUAAUGCGGAACUCAUGGAUAAAUUGAUGGAUCCGUCGACCAAGACUAAUUUCUUUAAUAGGUAUCCGGCCAAUAGCAAUUUAAAAGAAUUAGGAUACAAUGGAAAUGGAGUUUUCUUUAAUCACAAUUUCGAAAAUUGGAAAUUCAACAGAAAAUUCUUGUCGAAAUCAUUAAUGUCGCCUAAAUUUCAAGCGGAAACCUUACAACAGCAACAAGAGUCCUUUUGCGAUGCAUCACAAUAUCUGGACUUUAUUAGCGAUGAAAACAGUGGCGGGUCGGCAGGACCGACCAAAAUAAACUUAGCCACCACAAUUUUGAACUUCAAUGCCGACUUGAUUAUAAGAAUGGCAACUGGUAAAAAAGGAGGCUCAUUAGUCAAUCACCUAGAAAAUACUUACUCGCUCGAGAACUAUACAAAGACGAAAAAAAUAAAACAAAACUCAGGCAGUAAUUCCGUCGCGAGAGAACUUUCAAUCGAAUUCCCAAAACUCACACAUGAAUGGGGUGUUGACAUACUCUACAUUUUUUCGCUGCCGAAAUGGUUGAGACAUUACGUCCCAGGAUUCAGUCACUUUAACACAAAAUGCGUAAAACAUGCGAAGAGCCUCAACGAUAUAUUGUACGGAAUAAUUGAUGAGCGAGAGAAAGAAAUCGCAACCUUACCAAAAGAAGCGGAUUUAGAGUCGAAUUUAUUGACUAUGUUAUUGACCACUAAUACUGAACGAGAUCCGGAUCGAAUGAUUGACGUUAAUGGAGGAUUUAUGGGAACUUUGGAGAAAAGUGAAAUUAGUAGAAUAUUAUUGGAAGUUUGUCAUGGAAGCAUUGAAGAGACGAGUUGGGUAUUCAGUUUAGCAACUUACUACAUUCUAAAAAUUCCAAAUGUUCAAAGAAAAUUCCUCAAAGAAAUCGAAACAAUUCUUAGCUUUGAUUACGAACACCAAAUAACAUUCGAAGAUUUGAAAAAAUUCAAGUACUUGAACGCUAUAAUCCACGAAACCUUGCGAUUAUUCCCUCCACUCCCCGUGAUGGGCAGAGUCAACACGACAGUCGACGAAGUAGGCGGAUACAAAUGGGAGCCGGACACAUUGUUUUGGCCAUUCUUUCAAGGAUUACACAUGAAUGAGAAGCAUUGGUCGAAUCCUCAAGAAUUCAAUCCUGAGAGAUUUUUGAAUACAAACAAUGGCAGCAAUUUUGAAGAUGAUCUGUCCUCGAUGUUUGAAAAGAAUUCGUAUCUUCCGUUUGGCGGCGGUAUACGAAAAUGCCCGGGAAGAAAUAUGGCAAUGGUUAAUAUCAAGUCUAAUCUGAUUAGUUUAUUUAGAAAGUAUAAAGUCGAGUUAGCGGACAAAAACGCGCCACCCAUGACUGGAUUCACAGGAGUAUAUCAAUUUAAAGAGUUGGAUGUUUAUUUACAACCUAGAAAUAAUUAG
This is a messenger RNA of Ambispora gerdemannii, 1692 nucleotides long. Lineage: Eukaryota; Fungi; Glomeromycota; Glomeromycetes; Archaeosporales; Ambisporaceae. The record is from the annotation of a GenBank genome assembly.